AUGCCAAUGUACGAUGAAUCAAAUCUGAAUCUACCACGCAUUCUCUGUCUUCAUGGCGGCGGGACAAACGCGCGAAUUUUCCGAUCCCAAUGUCGAGUCUUGUCCACACACCUGAAAAGAAAGUUUAGACUCGUGUUUGCAGAGGCCCCUCUGCCUUGUCAAGCUGGCCCCGAUGUCCUCUCUGUAUAUAAAGAAUGGGGACCUUUCAAAUCAUGGAUUCCUUCAGCGCUUGGGUGCCCGGAGACAGAUAGCAAUACUGCAAUCUCUUUUUUUAAAAGUUCACUUCAGAGUGCAAUGGAGGAGGAUGACGAGAAAGGCGCCACUGGACCUUGGGCUGGGCUGCUUGGGUUCAGUCAGGGCGCCAAGAUGUGCGCCAGUUUGCUAUUUCUUCAACAACUACAACGGAUACGCGGCCUAAGAUGGGAUCCACGACUAAACUUUCAAUUUGGAAUUCUUCUCGCUGGAAGAGGACCGUUGGUUGCACUUGACCCCAGUCUUAUUACGCCUGAUAUGAAAGACAUUGUGGUUGGGAUUAAUGGCGAAAAAAUAUAUGGCAAUGGUUGGAACUCUAACAUCCAGGAGGGUGAAAUACUCCUCCGUCUACAUACACCAACUGUGCAUGUUCAUGGCUUACGUGAUGCCGGGUUACCGUUGCAUAGACAGCUACUUGAAAGCUGUUGCUAUAAACAAGCCACGAGGUUGAUGGAGUGGGAGGGCGAUCACCGAGUUCCCAUAAAAUCUAAAGAUGUCACUGCUUUAGUGCAGCAUAUACUCGCAGUAGCAGAAGGUACGGAUAUCUCGAUUUGCAGUAUAUGA
Messenger RNA from Talaromyces proteolyticus, 816 nucleotides. RefSeq names its product serine hydrolase FSH. The coding region runs from base 1 to 816 and encodes 271 amino acids. Lineage: Eukaryota; Fungi; Ascomycota; Eurotiomycetes; Eurotiales; Trichocomaceae. The record is from RefSeq and is a predicted model, not a curated record. Gene Ontology annotation, cellular component: cytoplasm; nucleus. Gene Ontology annotation, biological process: secondary metabolite biosynthetic process. The transcript has a single exon.